UGGAUUGUAUCUGUGCUCUGCUGCAGCGUCUGGCUCUCUAGCACAUGGCUGAGCUGCUCGACAGGAAGGAGUGUGAACGAGGAGCAGAAUCAGACUGGGAAUCACAGGAGUCACUGGUUUAUUAGAGAAACACACGAGGCAGAAACAUGUCGCAGUUACAGGCGAGGUUCUUCACUAAGGACCAGAGGUUUGUUGUAGAUGAUGUUCCCUUCUCCAUCCCUGCUGCCUCUGAAGUGGGAGACCUCAGCAACGUUAUCAACCAACUGCUGUUGGCUAAAAAUGCCUCACACGACAAAGUGGAUUUCGACUUCCUGGUCAGGAGUCAGUUCCUGCGGUCGUCGCUGUCCUUUCACAUGGACACAGAAGGCAUAUCAACGGAAGACGUGGUUGAGAUCGAGUAUGUGGAGCGGAUCACAGCCCCAGAACCAGAGGAGUGUAUAAUGCACGACGACUGGAUUAGCUCCCUCGAUGCAGAUUCUGAAUGGAUUCUCACAGGGUCAUACGACAAGACUGCCAAGAUCUGGUCUCUGGAAGGCAAGGCGAUGACGACACUGGCAGGACACACAGAUGUAGUGAAAGAUGUAGCCUGGGUUAAAAGAGAUGGCUUGACGUCUCUGCUUCUGACGGCCUCUAUGGACCAAACCAUCCUGAUGUGGGAGUGGAACUCGGAGAAGAACAAGGUGAAAGCCAGACACUGCUGUCGGGGACACACAGCGAGCGUUGACACUGUCGCCACUGACCCAACUGCCUCAAAGUUCUGCAGUGGCUCCUGGGACAAAAUGUUGAAGAUCUGGUCAGCAGUGCCCACAGAUGAGGCGGACGAGGUUGAAGAACCUGCUGACAGACCGAGGAAGAAGCAGAAGACUCAACAGCUCGGCCUGACCAGGACUCCCCUGAUGACGCUGUCCGGCCACAACGAGGCAGUGUCCUCCGUCCUCUGGUGCGACAGUGAGGAGGUUUGCAGUGCAUCAUGGGAUCACACCAUCCGUGUGUGGGAUAUUGAGACUGGAGGACAGAAGACAACGUUGACGGGCAGUAAAGUGUUCAACUGCAUCUCCUACUCCCCCCUGUGUCGACGACUGGCCUCGGGGAGCGCUGACAGACACAUCAGAUUGUGGGACCCCCGCACCAAAGACGGAUCCCUGGUGCUGCUGUCGCUCACCUCCCAUACCGGCUGGGUCACGGCUGUGAAGUGGGCGCCCUCACAUGAGCACCAGCUGGUCUCGGGCUCCCUGGACAACCUUGUCAAACUGUGGGACACCAGAAGCUGUAAGGCGCCUCUGUACGAUCUGGCAGCCCAUGAGGACAAAGUGUUUUGUGUGGACUGGACAGAAAGCGGGCUGAUGUUGAGUGGAGGAGCAGAUAACAAGUUGUACACCUACAAGUACGCAGCCUGUCAGACGGACGCGGGGGCGUAGACGAGGACUUCAGAGACUCCAUCACCACGGAUGUACAGAAUGGACAGACAUGCACACGUUCACAAUCAGCGGAGCAGAACUUUGAAUUGUACAAACUUUGUUUGCUUUGUUCUUCACUGUCCUGGUUGUUUUUACCCCAUUCAGUUUUUUCCACAUAUUUCAUUGUUGGGCUUCUUUGUUUCCCUGUAACUCAAGAAAAUUAUAAAUUUAUGUCCUCUCCUAAAAUGUUGUCACCUGGACUCAACGUUACAUUUCAUUAUAUUUCUGUACAUCUGCUCAUUCAUGCGAUGAUCAUUGUCAUGUGGCAGUAGUGCAAUGCUUAAAAUCCAGUAGAUACACAUGAGGAGCUUCAGCUAAUGUUCACAUUAAACAGAAUGUACCAGGGAGCAAAACAAGGCCAGACUGCUGGUUCCACACAGGCUCAUUUAGAGAAUUUCAUAAAGUGCUGAUCUCUAGCAUGAUUCAUAUAAAGUGUUUGACCUUUCAGCAUUAAUGUGCAGAAGAAGAAUCUGCAGAAAUUACGUGAUGCAGUUGUGUCAAAGGAAAGUUUUCACCAUCAUGAGGCUGUUGUAAAAGCGAAGGGACUUUUCAUUACCAGUAAGGUUUUCUUAAUAAAGUGCCCAGUGAGUGUUA
Messenger RNA from Pleuronectes platessa (European plaice), 2051 nucleotides. It is a transcript of the gene wdr12, whose product is annotated as WD repeat domain 12. The transcript is spliced from 13 exons. Gene Ontology annotation, molecular function: protein binding. Bases 147 to 1418 code for a protein of 423 amino acids. The record is from RefSeq and is a predicted model, not a curated record. Lineage: Eukaryota; Metazoa; Chordata; Actinopteri; Pleuronectiformes; Pleuronectidae. Gene Ontology annotation, cellular component: preribosome, large subunit precursor; PeBoW complex. Gene Ontology annotation, biological process: maturation of 5.8S rRNA from tricistronic rRNA transcript (SSU-rRNA, 5.8S rRNA, LSU-rRNA); maturation of LSU-rRNA from tricistronic rRNA transcript (SSU-rRNA, 5.8S rRNA, LSU-rRNA); ribosome biogenesis.